Molecule: messenger RNA, 1873 nt
Organism: Teleopsis dalmanni
Lineage: Eukaryota; Metazoa; Arthropoda; Insecta; Diptera; Diopsidae
Gene: Ccn
Product: dual specificity protein kinase splB
Exons: 6
Coding region: 1-1389 (462 amino acids)
Biological process (GO): signal transduction; cell adhesion
Cellular component (GO): extracellular matrix
Molecular function (GO): integrin binding; heparin binding
Source: RefSeq, a predicted model, not a curated record
AUGGCAUUUGCGUUUUGCAAACAACAAAAUGACUUCCGGUUUCCGUUGGAAUUGCAUCGCAUCACAUCGCAUCCCAUCGCAUCGCAUCGCAACACAGCAAACUGCACUGUUGGCAAUACAACAUAUGCACAUGGACAGACAUUCAAAUUGGAUUGCAAAACACAAUGUGUCUGCGAGAAUGGCCGUCAUGCUUGCUCAUCGUUGUGUCCGAAAGAACAGCUUCCGGCACCGGAGGAUACAAUUUCAUGCAGAUCACCUCGAAUGGUUGAGGUACCAGGCCAUUGCUGUAAAAUGUGGCUGUGUGAGAAUCCGACAGCUGAUGUCUAUGCCACCUGCCACAAUUCCUCAACCAGCCCAUGGACGCCAUGUUCACAAAACUGCGGCAUGGGCGUAUCAACGCGUUUCACAAGCACCACAGCAGGCUGUAAUCAAUUAAGCAAUCUGCGACUUUGUGAAAAUCGCAAAUGUGAUCUCGACAAUAAAAACAAUUUAAUAGCAUUAAACAAACAAUUAAGUAGCAGUAGUGAGUCUAAAUAUAUAAGUAGCAGUCAACAUAAGAAUAUUAAGGAUAAUUAUCAAAUAGCAGCACAGCUAUUGCACGAACAGGAGCACCGAAUCCGGAAAGGGCACGAAUGUCGGAGUAUACAGCGCUUGGGACCAGCACGUAUACGCUUGGGUUCAUGUGUUUCAAGGAAAUUAUAUCGUCCCAAACUAUGUGGACGUUGUCAUCAUACAAGCAAAUGCUGUGUGCCUUCAGUUUCAACAACAAUCCAAGUUGAGCUGUUAUGUCCUUUAAAUGCCGGUGAUCCAAUUAAUUUUGCCGAGCAACAAUUACAACAGCAAGGCAAUGCUGCAGAGCUAUGGGAUACACAGUCUUUGGAGCCAAUCGAUCAAGAAUAUCUGCAAUCGCAUCAAAUGCAAAUUGAAAAUAAAUUCAUUGCAAUCGAAUGGAUAUUGAAAUGUGAAUGCAGUAAAAAAAAUAAUUGCAACAACCCACAACAACUUAACAACAACAAUUAUAAUGAUAAAUUCAAAACUGAUGACUACAACCAAAAUAACAAUAGUAGCAACAAUAUAAAUAAUAAUGACGACAGUAACAACAUUAAUAACGCGAAAAAUCGUUAUGACUAUUCAGCUGCAUCUGGUGAAUACCAACCAGACAUAAUACCGUAUCCGGAAAGCAGACAAAGCAACAAAAAUAACAGAAUUGUUUAUCACAGUGGCAGCAGGACAACCACAAAACUACACCAAGUUCAGCAUGAACAUGAACAUGAACAACAACAGAAACAAACACAAAAACAAAAACAAAAACAGGAACACGGAUACCAAACUGUAUACAUGCGCCCAUCUCACAAGCAACAGCACGUUCAACAACUGCAACGCACAUAACAGAAGAAAAAACGCGCUUAUCGGCAACACUGGCCAACAACUGAAAUACAACCAAGAGCAGAACAUGGCAUCAAGGGCGUUACAAGCCAAAAAAAAAUGUAUGAAAAUUCUAUAAGAAAAUAAAUCCGAAAAAUAAAACAAAAAAAAAUAAAAUUAUUGGAUCAAGCAUAGGAAACGUAAACGAGAGCGAAUUGGUGACUUUAUGCGUGUGUAUGUAUGCGAAGUAAACGACUUUAAUGAAUAAAUAUUUGAAAAGUAGUAGAAUGGCAGCGUUGUCAGCUAUUUUCGGAGCGGUUAAGUAAAAGCAAGGAUUGCGAUUCAACAACCGAUUCAACUGAAUGAAGCAUAUCCGCUGGCAAUGAGCGCGUCACUUAGUGACAAUAAAAAGUAUGGCGCAGCUGCUGUGGUUUGUGAAGGAAAUAAAUAAUUUGAACGAUUCAUUUCGUGAAAAUAAUUUGACAACAGAAAAUCUAUAAAUUUUUAU